AUGGCGAGCCCUAAGCCAAAAUUCCGCGUGGUGAUUGUGGGCGGCUCUAUUGCAGGGUUGACUCUGGCUCACUGUCUGCUGAAAAACAACAUUGACUUCGUGGUACUUGAGGCUCAUAGUGAGAUUGCACCUCAAGUUGGUGCCUCGAUUGGCAUUAUACCCAACGGUGCUCGCAUCCUGGAUCAACUGGGCCUGUUCGAUGACAUUUUGACCACCACGGAGCCCAUGCGGGAGUCGUUCUUCUGGACGGAAGAGGGAAACCUGAUUGUCCGGAAUGACACGCCGCAACUCAUACAUAAGAGGCAUGGUUAUCCUAUUGCAUUUGUUGAUCGUCAGGUCGUACUCAAGGUCCUCUACGAUCAUCUUGCGCAACAGCAAGACCGUGUUCUUGUGGGCAAAAAAGUUAUCAAAGUCGAACAUUUGCAUGGAAAGGUCAAGGUUCACUGUGAAGAUCAUUCGGUCUUCGAUGGUGAUUUGGUAGUGGGAGCUGAUGGGGUACGGAGUAUUGUUAGACGGCAAAUGUGGGACUACAUGGACUCUAGGGGUCUUGAAAGAGAGGCGCUGGGAGAAAGAAAUGCAAUGACGUCUGAAUAUAGCUGUGUGUUUGGCAUCUCAACAGCCGUCAAAGGCUUGACCCCUGGAAGCGGACACCGAACCUUUGGCAAGGACUUUUCGUUCCUGACUCUGGUCGGUAAAGAGGGUCGGGUGUACUGGUUCUUUUUCACCAAGAUGGAUCGAGUCUACUCCGCCUCUGAAAUCCCGCGGUUCCACCAGAGCUCGAUUGACGAGCACGUUGCCCCCUACCUACAAAGGCCAAUCCGCGAUACCGUCCCUUUCGCUGCGGUGUAUGAGAGAGCUAUAACCCGGACUUUCCUAGCAUUGGAAGAGGCUGAAUAUAAGCAUUGGGCCAUCGAUCGGUGGGUUUGUAUUGGAGAUUCUGCUCACAAGAUGACCCCAAAUAUGGGGCAGGGCGGAAACAGCGCCAUUGAAAGUGCCGCAUCCCUCGCCAAUAGUCUGGCUAGCUUGAUUGAGGCCUCCCGUGAUUCUAGAGUCUCAGCAAAGGAUCUAAACGACUACCUGCAGCCGUGGCAGACGAAACGCCAGGAUCGGGUGAAGGACAUUUUCAAGAAAGCCCACGAGCUCACUCGACUUGAGGCAUUGGCUACGUGGAAGGAAAAAUGCAUUGCACUCUAUCUUUUCCCAUACCUCACCAACUACCUAGCCGAUGGGGCAUCCAAGACUAUCGUGGGUGCCACAAAGCUCGACUGUGUACCACUACCACCGAGAUCAUUGCAGUGUACGAUGCCAUUCACCAACUUUCAUCCGCCUCGGGAUGACCCGAUCUGGAAACGGGCCCUGUGGACGCUACCAUUGAUCGGGAUAUACGCUGUUGGAAGAGCCACUGCACUCCGGGUAAUUUUGAACACUCGACCUCAUUUGUAUCCACUCUUUAAGGAAGGAACAUGGACGGCAGGUAAUGGAGAGACCCUUAGUUUAACCAAGCCCCUCUACCAUAACCUCUUCCUGGACAAGUUAUUCAGGCCUCUGAUUACUUGCUUUUUGCCGUCAAUCACGGGGUCUGAUCUGAAUUCACGAGUCCAAAUGCUUUCAUUCAUGACAGAUCUGGGGACUGUAUAUGGAAUUUGGCUAUUGGAGAGCUAUCGCAAUGCUCACUCCUGGGCCAACGUCCUUCUCCCCUUGACAGCGGGUACGAUAUUCCAACUAAAGGGGAUUUGGAUGGUUGCUCCAUUCUAUUACGCCCUGGAGUACUUGAUAACACCACUGUCCACUCUACUGUCAGACAGCAAUAGCAAAGGCAUCGAUGCUACCACCGCAGAAUCGCUGGUCCUGUCGACGUUGGCCGGAUAUUACUCCACCACCUUUGCCAACUUCUUUGCACCGAGUCUUCAAUCACGCCAAUGGUACAAUGCGAUGUGGCAGGUCUUCCCCGUAACAAUCCCUCUCCUUCAGGUCCCCUUCUCACUUGCGAGACGGUGGCUCUCCCCCUCUCCGCCACCCAAAGAAAAGACAGACAGAAAGCAACAGCAGAGAAAGAGAAGACAAAACAUCCGCUACGCGUACGGGACAUUCGCUCUGAUCUCAGGCCUCACAUUCAUCUAUGGCCGGCUCACAGCGCCACCGGGCGUUUCGUUCUGGAGUAAUUUCGUCCCGAGUCUGCGGGAUCAUUUGGCCCCUGUCACGUCUUUCAGUGACGGGAUCGCACGAUUUUUGCAAUACGACGAAGUGCUCUCCAUGGCGAGUGCGUAUGUAUGGCUUGCACUGCGUUUCCGCGAGCUAAAGCGGGCGGGGGCUCGGUUUUCUUGGACUCGAGCUGGGAGCGCUUUCAUUGCGUCUUUGUUGGCUUUGGGACCGGGAGCGACGUUUGCUCUGGGAUGGGGGUGGCGCGAGGAGCUCCUGCACCAGGUGGCUAAGGAGUGA
Molecule: messenger RNA, 2439 nt
Organism: Aspergillus bombycis
Lineage: Eukaryota; Fungi; Ascomycota; Eurotiomycetes; Eurotiales; Aspergillaceae
Product: FAD-dependent oxidoreductase
Exons: 4
Coding region: 1-2439 (812 amino acids)
Molecular function (GO): FAD binding
Source: RefSeq, a predicted model, not a curated record